UUGGCGAAUGCUGUACUCCAUCACAACAGACUACAGGACACAUCGAAAAUGUCAUCCGAGACGCUAGCUAUAUAUCUAGUUAACAUUACUGCGAUAGCUGCAACACAGCACAUUCACAUUUAAACGCUAGGCAACUUCACUAUUUUGAUGGGCCACGGAUGAUGUCCCACGGUUGAUGCCCCAAACGAUGCGGCACCAUUGGCUGCUCGUUGGGGCUUGCGGCUGGAUGCUACUCAUCCUAAUGUUCGCCAGCAAAUUCAUCAAUUUCAAUUUGAGAGCCGCGGAUGACUAUGUGGAACAAUCUGAGAUGCAGAGCUGGACUCUGUCAGGGACCAAGAUCAUCAAAUCCCCCUCCAUGCAGAAGUCUGAAACACAAGAUGAGAAGCCAUCAGACCUGACGGCUGAGCCGUCCUCCGCGGACCUCUCAGACUGGCGCUCUGUGGAAGCAAAGCGCCUGGAGCUGCUCUCGGCUGUGUGCAAGAACUCGACGCUCAGGAACCUCACUCACACCUCCAUCAACAAGUUCGUCCUGGACCGCAUCUUUGUAUGCGACAAGCACAAGAUCCUCUUCUGCCAGACCCCCAAAGUGGGGAACACUCAAUGGAAAAAGGUCCUGAUUGUUCUCAACGGAGUGUUCUCCACUGUGGAUGAGAUCCCAGAAAAUCUGGUUCACGAUCACGAGAAGAAUGGCCUGCCUCGCCUCUCUUCUCUGAGUCAGGUGGAGAUUACUGAAAGAUUAAACACCUACUUUAAAUUCUUCAUCGUGAGAGACCCUUUCGAGCGCCUCAUCUCCGCCUUCAAGGACAAAUUUGUGAAGAACCCCCGCUUUGAGCCCUGGUACAAGCACGACAUUGCGCCCGCCAUCAUCCGCAAGUACCGCAAGAGCCACAGAGACAACGACGCGGCGGCCACGGGCCUGCGCUUCGAGGACUUUGUCCGUUACCUGGGCGACGUGCCCGGAAGGCGGCGCAUGGACAGGCAGUUUGGCGAGCACGUCAUCCAUUGGGUGACGUACGCCGAGCUGUGCGCGCCUUGUGACAUCACCUACAGCGUGGUGGGCCACCACGAGACCUUGGAGCGGGACGCUCCCUACAUCCUCAAGGCUGCUGGGAUCGAGCGCCUGGUGUCCUACCCCACCAUCCCGCCAGGCAUCACCCGCUACAACCAGACCAAGGUGGAGCACUACUUCUCAGACAUCAGCAAGCGUGACAUCAGGCGUCUCUUCGCCAGAUAUCAGGGGGACUUUGGCCUGUUUGGUUAUCCCAGUCCAGACUUCCUAAUGAACUGAGCUAAAGGCUAAAGACAGUUCUGAUAGGCUUGUAGGCUAAGUAAGCUAACUUGCUUCUCCUAAUCUGGCCAUGGUUGACUGAGACGAUAGGGUGCCUCCUGCAGGCUGAUGUGCCGUAGUGAGGGGAUGGCGGCAGUUAGCAGCCAGGCUGGUUCCUCCGAUGGAGCCUGAUUUGCUAUAGCCGACCAUGCCUCAACCAGGCACACCCAGACCAGAUCAAGUAUGUGGCCUGAGGUAGAGUUUGUUGCCAUGGUUAUGGCUCUACAACUAAUGAAGUGCCACAUAGUAGUGUUUCUUGGUAGUCCUUUAGCUUUUGUUAUGAUAGGUAACUUUUAUUUAAUAAGGAAACUAAACAGUGUAACCUACUGUGCGAGUGUGUAACCUCAGCACGUUUACAGAGACAGGGCUGCUGCUGUUGCCGCCUACCAGACCCACACUGGGAGCACCAGGGGUCGACACUGCUGGGUGGGGAACACACCGAUAUGAUACUGGACUUGGUUCCCUUGCAUAUGUGGUGUACCAAAAAACCCCUGUAGGUGUAGUGGAUGGAGGACAAGCAAUGGGAAAGUCUUGGCAGCUCUGCAGACUUCCAGACACGCCUGUGAACAGGAUCACUGGCUGUGUGCCUGGCAGUAUGGCUGUGUGAGCCGUGAUGCCUGUGCUUUCUUAUGGGCAGCGAGGCUAUCUGCGUUCUCUUUCCGCGGUUAGGCAGAGACGGCGAAUGUGUGUCAUCCAGGUACUUCCAUUCUGUCACCCCUAUGCGGAGAGACAGCGUUGUGGUCCAGGGGCUGUGGGAGGGCGAGGAUGGUUUUACGCUCCGAAAUGUAGGCCUGGAAGUUGACAAUGAACAUCUCCAUACCAACAAACGUUUUUGUGUGCGUGUGUCUGUGUGUGUGUGUGUGUGUGUGUGUGUGUGUGUGUGUGUGUGUGUGUGUGUGUGUGUGUGUGUGUGUGUGUGUGUGUGUGUGUGUGUGUGUGUGUGUGUGUGUGUGUGGAGCUGUCAUCACCCAUCUAUGAAGAAAUGCUUCCUGGUGACUUUGUACUCUAAUUCUGGAGAAUUAAUAAAGGCCAAUAUGAAAUCAAGAAAAAAUAAACUUG
Hypomesus transpacificus is the source of this 2386-nucleotide messenger RNA. RefSeq names its product carbohydrate sulfotransferase 10 (gene chst10). Lineage: Eukaryota; Metazoa; Chordata; Actinopteri; Osmeriformes; Osmeridae. Gene Ontology annotation, molecular function: sulfotransferase activity. The transcript is spliced from 6 exons. Gene Ontology annotation, cellular component: membrane. Gene Ontology annotation, biological process: carbohydrate biosynthetic process; proteoglycan biosynthetic process. Bases 176 to 1288 code for a protein of 370 amino acids. The record is from RefSeq and is a predicted model, not a curated record.